CAUCAGUCCACUAAUACACUGCACUAAUAGGAUUGUUAGGAGCGACUUAGUCUCCGAUGCUCCUUCGCAUGUUCAGUUGUUCAGUCACAGUCCGCUGAGCCUGAGGGACAGACAUGAAGGACCUCCAUACUCCAGGCAUGUGCUAGGAAUGCACGACAUGAGGAAAAUCAGAUUCCUCCCAAAGCAGAAAGGGAGCAAGAGUUCAAAAGAUGAGGCUCAGGUAAUGGAUAAGACACCAAGGAAGCCCUUGUCCCCUGCUCGCACGAGUGCCGUCCCGAAGCUGAGCGAAGCAGAGAGGAUGACGCAGACUCCGUUCGAGAGGGUCGUCUACGACAUGGUCCACAACGAGAAGAUGGCCAACGAGCUGAUGUUAGGGAGGAGGGUCGGCUUCUACGAGCUGCGAGGGGAGAUCGGGCAGGGGAACUUCUCCACCGUCAGGCUGGGCAUCCACGCCUUGACAAAAGAGAGAGUCGCUAUCAAAAUCAUGGACAAGAUACGUCUGGAUAAAAAGAGCCAGCCGAUGAUGGUCUCAGAGAUCAACUGCAUGGAGAAGCUGUGCCACCCCAACAUCGUGCGGCUGUACGAGGUGAUGGAGACGAGCAGGAAGCUGUAUCUGGUGAUGGAGUACGGCAGCAGUGGAGACCUGUUCUCCAGAAUCUCCACCAGAGGGAAGGUGAACGACCUGGAGAGCAAGAUGGUGUUUGCACAAGUCAUCUCUGCUGUUAAACACAUGCACGACAACCACAUCGUGCACCGAGACCUGAAGCCGGAGAACGUCUUCUACACCACCAGCCACUGCAUCAAGGUGGGAGAUUUCGGCUUCAGCACAGAGAACCGGCCCAACGAGCUGCUCACUAACUUCUGCGGCUCUCCCCCGUACGCUGCUCCUGAGCUCUUUAAGGACAAAGGAUACGUCGGAUACUACUCGGACAUCUGGGCUUUGGGUAUCCUCUUGUACUUCAUGGUGACGGCCACGCUGCCUUUCUGUGGGGAAAAAAUGGGGAGGUUGAAGCGCAGCAUCCUCCAGGGGGCUUACAGCGUCCCUGCUUAUGUGCCGGACCCGUGCCAGCUGGUUAUUAAAGGCAUGCUGCGACCUGUGCCUAACGACCGCUCCACGCUCACGCAGAUUUUAAACAGUACUUGGCUAACGGGGAUCAACUACCCUCCCCCUUAUGUGUCGCUGCCCCUCUCCCCGGCACAUUUCACCCAGGUGAACCAGGCUCUGAGUGUGGAGACGGAGGUGAAGAGCUCUCUGUCAGAUCUGGGUAUUGUUACACCGCAUUUACAAAACAAUCACUGUGUAGACUGCCGGAGCCCGCUGACCGGGACCUACAGGAUCCUCCUCCACCGGGUCCAGAAGAGGAGGUCAGUGGAGGCCGUGGGUUACUCAGCACUUCACCCUGACGAGUACGGGACUUCCAAACAGUGGUCUAUAGCUCCUAUGGAUAAACACAAUCCCUCAGCUGUCUGUGUUGUACUGUAAAGAGAAAGAGUGGUGCAGGAAUGAGUCCAAACCCCAGAUAAGACUUCUGGUUCCCAUGUAUCGAAGUCAAUGGUUUUCGUAAGUGGUUGUGGUAAGAAGCCUAAAAUAAGGACUGGGGUUUAUACACGCUCAUGAGAUUCUUCCGAAGCUUCUAUAUGUCAUAAAACAGCGGUUGCUAACAAGUGACUUAUUAAACUACCAAACCUCAUCACACCACCACGAGUCCGCCUUUAGCUUAGCGAUGGUGAACCGAAGUCAUGUGACCAGGAGUUCGUUGAUAGCCUAGCGUUAGCUCUUUACUCCUGCAGAUUGAGUUUAUGCUUUAAAAACGUAAAGUGGUGCUAAUAUAUGGAGAUUAUCCGCCGAACAAAUGUUUUACUUAUCAUAAACGUGUGCUUAUAGUUCUGCUAUAAACUAAUCCAAUGGGUGAAAUCCCUAUGCUUUUUACCUAGGGACCAAUUAGCGAUGAUAACUUAUGGGUCCACGUACAAAAAGACGUCAUCACUACGAUUUAUCACGUACACAUGUGUCCAUUUGUUGGCUAACACCCCUUCCAUCACUUCAGGCCCCUUUUCUCUGUGAGGCGUUUGUGUUGCGUUUUGUGCAACACUCGACUGAAAUGGAGACAAACGGAGGUCCGGGAUCUUCUGUUCCUCUGUGUAAGUCAAUUAUAGCUUACACGCGAGGGCACAUCUUCUAAGUAAUCAGCUAUGGCUUUGUGUCAUGAUUACAUCACAGAUAAAAGCUAACUGACGCGCGUGUAUCAAUCUCUGUGUGGUUAUGAGCAUCUCCCAAGCCCUCUUCAGCACAUAAAUCUACUGAACUAAUCCGGGGCUGUAGGUAAUCCUGAUAAAAUGGACACCGAGGACAUGCUUGGGUAGCAGAAAUGAAACCUAAGACUGGAAAAAUGUCCUGGGGUGAAAAUAAUGUAGAGCAAAUUAGAACCACAUGAGGGCAGAACAAUGGACAGUGUAAGAAAGCAGUCUGCAUCUGUUACAAGUGUGUGAUAAAACUAUUACUGAUGCCGGAAAUGCCUUUAUUAAAUGUAGAAAUGUAUUUAAUAUUUUGUAAAUCUUAUCAACAUAUCAUGAUUGUCACAAAGAGUCUUUAGUGCAUGGAUUGUUUUACAUUUUGCUCGACUUCAAUCUCAUUUUGUUGAUGUAUAUGAUAUGUUAAGCAUGGUGCUAAUGUCUGCCUAUGGUUUAUGGCAAUGCUUUAGCAAAUGCUCAAUGGAUACUGGCCUGCACUUCAUGCUAUUUUAUUUAGCAAGGAAGAAGGCUAUAUGCAUUUAUC
Molecule: messenger RNA, 2776 nt
Organism: Eleginops maclovinus (Patagonian blennie)
Lineage: Eukaryota; Metazoa; Chordata; Actinopteri; Perciformes; Eleginopidae
Product: serine/threonine-protein kinase NIM1
Biological process (GO): protein phosphorylation; intracellular signal transduction; microtubule cytoskeleton organization
Cellular component (GO): cytoplasm
Molecular function (GO): protein serine/threonine kinase activity; tau-protein kinase activity; ATP binding
Source: RefSeq, a predicted model, not a curated record